Epithele typhae is the source of this 981-nucleotide messenger RNA. RefSeq lists its product as uncharacterized. NCBI's taxonomy places the organism in Eukaryota, Fungi, Basidiomycota, Agaricomycetes, Polyporales, Epitheliaceae. The transcript has 3 exons. Bases 1 to 981 code for a protein of 326 amino acids. The record is from RefSeq and is a predicted model, not a curated record.
AUGACGGCACCCCCUUGCUCCCGGCUCCAGCUUCCAACGGAGCUCUUACGUCAAAUUGUCGCCGAAUACGUCCACUGCGAGUCGGUCCUCGCGAAGGAACGAGCACCUCAUGGACCCCGAAGAAGCUACAAACCUGCGUGGAAAGUGGUUCAAUCGCUGAGCUUGGCCGCCAAAGCGCUGCGUCAGCUUGCCCUCGAAGCAUGGUUCGAGGUGUACUUUGCCCCAUCUCCAGAGGCCCUCCUGCAAGCUUGGCCGGAGUGUGGUUCGUGGACGAGAGAGUUGCAUUGCGUCGAGCUUGGGACCGACCUGCAGGCGCCGCCCUUGCGACACUGGGACUACAGAACGUUUCAUCGUCUCCGCAAGCUACGCGUGGACUUCGACCCCGCCCAAUCCAACGCAUCGCUAGUGCUGCGCUUCGAAACUCCCCGCUAUAUCACCUCGCAGAUAACAACACUCGAGCUAUUUGACAUCUCGUGGCCAUCUCCCAAGACGUUGGAGGUGAUAGCCCGGGCGUUCCCCAACAUCGAAAACCUGAAGCUCGCACAAGACCUUAUAUGGUGCAAUCUCUGCAACAUUUGCCGGUUUGCGACGUUCAAGGACCCACCUCCUGCCGAGAUUUCGUAUGACAAAGUCGUUGGGCUGCCGACACACUACGCGACGUACCUCAAGGCUCUCAUCCGCCUGCACACGUUCACGCUGUCCAUCGUGUAUGGUCUGGGUGGGUUCACGUCCCUAUCAAAAGGCAACGAGAAUCUGUGGACCGGAGAAUGCGACGCGUGCAUGGACAUCAUGUACGCCAUUGAUGACUUUCGGUGCGACUGGGUCGAGCAAAAGAAGAUGAUCGAGCGUCCUCCUGCUCUCAAGCUCGUCAAAUGGCAGUUUCGACAAAAGAACGAAAUCAAUGUUGCUAAGGACGAGGACAGCGACGGUUCUACCCUCUUGGACUAUACGGACCAGGUUACCACAGAGCUGGACGAGUGA